CAGUAUAAAGCUGGUGCGCGUAGUUUCAACACGUUAUUUCAUCUGAAAAUUAAAAAUAAUAAAAAAUGGCGUCAAUUUUAAGAAUAAGUGCUUUGUUGUUCGUUGUCGGUGCCUGUGUCGCUGAUAUCGGCCAGCAGCCCGUAACCGAGUUAUGCCUGGGCUGCCUCUGCCAGGCCGUCUCCGGCUGCAACGUCGGCCUCAAGUGUGAGGGUGAGACAUGCGGCUUGUUCAAGAUCACGUGGGCAUACUGGGCCGACGCCGGGAAACCCACGCUGGACGGGGAAUCCCCGGACUCGCCUACUGCGUAUCCCAAUUGUGCCAACGACCCCUACUGUGCCGCCAAGUGUGUUCAGGGUUACAUGGCUAAGUACGGACAGGACUGCAACGGCGACGGUCAGAUCAACUGUUACGACUACAUGGCGAUCCACAAGAAAGGCCCCUACGCCUGCUCCGGAGAACUACCCUACCAAUACGUUACUGUGUUCAACCAGUGCGUUGCUACCGUUGUGGCGCAACAACAGCAGGGUUAAAUAUCGCCGUCUCACAUAGAAACGUAGGCUAUCUCUCUCACUCAUAAUCUAGUUAUGUCUAAAUCUAUAAACAACUAAUAGGUACGCCACGGUGUGUUUAACCCUUGCGCUAGCAUUGCUGCACAG
Aricia agestis (brown argus) is the source of this 656-nucleotide messenger RNA. RefSeq names its product lysozyme-like. The transcript has 4 exons. NCBI's taxonomy places the organism in Eukaryota, Metazoa, Arthropoda, Insecta, Lepidoptera, Lycaenidae. Gene Ontology annotation, molecular function: lysozyme activity. The record is from RefSeq and is a predicted model, not a curated record. Bases 66 to 530 code for a protein of 154 amino acids.